AUGGCCUCGAGCAACAAGCCGGGCGUCAGCCGCCGCCGCCCUUCUGAGGAAGACGUCAUCAGCAUCUCUUCGGGCGACGAUCUCGGGGUGCCUGAACCGCCUCAAGCAUCCGCUAUUGCUCGUCACGGCUCUAGCGUCAAGCGCGCACCUGUGCCACAAGCAAACAAGCGCGAGCCUUUGCAACGGGCGAAGCCGUGCGAGGUCCCUUCUGAAAAUCCUUCGAAACCCGGCAAGCGUCUGAGGGUCAACGUGGCGCAAGUUGAAGCCCGGCCAGGCUCAUCGACGGCCAAGGACAGAGCGAAGCGCGUCCCCGAAGAGCGUGAUGCGCCAAACGAUAGGAACGAAGCACUGCAAGAAGCCCUCGUCGCCGUGUCGGGUGCCAGGGCUACGUUGCAGCGCGAGCUUGACACAGCUCACGCAACGUCGGAUGAGUUGUUACAACAGUUGGCCUCUAUGACUCAGGAACGGGACAGCCUGCAACUCAUCGUUGCGGAAGGGCAUAAACACAGGGUGGAAAAACAGGAAACUCAGCGAUUGCAGGAUGAAGUCCGACGGUUGCAGGAAGAAGUUCAACGAUUACAGGAGGAAGUUCAACGAUUACAAGGGGACGCACGACGGCGCGAGGGCACUGUUGCGGCCGCUAAGGGGUUGGUCGAUGCUCUGCAAAGCGAUUCGACCUGUACGAUAUGUACUUGCCGGCUGUGGCUGCCGUACGCUCUGCCUUGUGGCCAUACAGCAUGCCAAGCAUGCCUACGAGAGUGGUUCAGCGAGGCGCUGAUGCAACACCUCCACCAUAAUCCGCAGCUGGAAUGGCCGAACCUGCAGCCUUACCGCGACGCCAUUCGCAACCCCGAGGUGCCAAGGGCGGAUCGUGAGCGCGCCAAGGCAGAACUCGCUAACGUUCUGGCCGCCUAUCCUACUCCGCGGUACACAUGUCCGAUCUGUAGACAGCCGGUCCAGACGAGGCCGACCGAAGAUGUGACUCUCAGAAGCGUCGUAUGGGCUGUCGCUGAUGCGCUCGGAGAAGAAAAUCCAGCGAAGUCUAAUCGCGAGACACACGGAGGCAAUACUAUUUGGGACGGGUUUUUCUUACCUACAGCGGACGAUCUGGAGCUGGAGUGA
Messenger RNA from Fomitopsis serialis, 1122 nucleotides. RefSeq lists its product as uncharacterized. The transcript is spliced from 5 exons. NCBI's taxonomy places the organism in Eukaryota, Fungi, Basidiomycota, Agaricomycetes, Polyporales, Fomitopsidaceae. Bases 1 to 1122 code for a protein of 373 amino acids. The record is from RefSeq and is a predicted model, not a curated record.